CCCACAAACUUGAAACCCAAGGAAAGCCUGUUUACACUUUUAAGUUUUGUUUUCCUCCCAUCCUCUGCUGGCAAAGCCAUGUCACAGCCUGAGCUGGAUGAGUCUUUCUGACAAGCUGUUUGUAGAUCAGCUGUGCAGUUGUGUUUCUUCUUCAGCCACCAGCACCUCAGGCAAUUGGAAACCAUGGCACCACCAGAGUGGAUUCUUGAAUUUCAGCGUAGAGCAAAGAAUCUUAAAGAAGGACACUCUUGGAAAUUGGAGUUUGAUGAAAAUAUUGUUCCUGAGAAACCAAACUGGGGCUGGAAGCAGUACAUCAGGAACACAAGUGCAAGGUUCAGAUGCAGCGAGUGUGGAAGAAGCUGGCCCUCCAACCGGGUGAUGGUGGUCUUCCACAUGUGCCUGACAGGUACGCAGGGCACCGUGAAGGUGAGGUGCAUCCGUCAGAACUGCAAGAACUGCAGCGACGCCCCCAUGGAGAAGCCCAGUGUCUCCCCUGACAACAUUGUCAUCCUCAUGGAGAAUCUGAUGGAAAAAAUUCGAAUAAAGUGCUACCACGAAGACUUCGGUCAAAGGAACAGGCCUCCCAGAAGCCUCGAUGUCAAAAGUCCCCAUGAGCCCGCUCAUUGUGAGGGCUGUUUUCUUGGCAUCUGUACAAGGAACUGAACUUGUAAUGCUUUUUGUUCGCCUUCUGUUGAUUUAUUACAAUAUUAAUGCAGAAAUGAGAGGUUUUGAUGAUGUUGUUUGCCUGAGAUAUAUAUACGUAUAGAUGAAAUUAAGACUGCUCCUUCAGAUUUUAUUUCUUUUUCAGCUACAGUUAAAUAAUAGCUGGAGUUUUUCUGUUUAUUUUCACUGUAAGUUUUCUUCUCAUAUUUUAAAGUGUUCAAAAGCCUGUCAGAAGCUUGCUUAAAAGAAAAAAAUGUGCAUCUACGAACACAUAAAGGCUGUACACGGUAUGAACUGGUCAUAUUUGUGGUUUGUGUGGAUAUAUGCUUAUUGCAAAUAAAUUACAUCUAAAUUUAA
This is a messenger RNA of Acanthochromis polyacanthus (spiny chromis), 1020 nucleotides long. RefSeq names its product receptor-transporting protein 3-like. Gene Ontology annotation, molecular function: olfactory receptor binding. The transcript is spliced from 2 exons. Bases 184 to 663 code for a protein of 159 amino acids. NCBI's taxonomy places the organism in Eukaryota, Metazoa, Chordata, Actinopteri, Pomacentridae. Gene Ontology annotation, biological process: protein insertion into membrane; protein targeting to membrane. The record is from RefSeq and is a predicted model, not a curated record.